AUGAAAAUUGCAGUGAUCGUAAUUGCCUGUUUGGUGGCUACAGCGGCCAGCGCUCCGGCUGCUCGUUCGCUUCAGGACGAUUUGGACGACUUCGUCGCACUUCUUCCUUUGGAUGAUCUGCUGAGCUUGGCACUUCGCUACCUGAUGACCGACAAGGAAGUUCAAAGCGCCUUGCUCUAUCUUCAAGGAGAUGAAUUUGCGAAGGUAUGGGAUCAGUUCUUUACCCUGACGGAGGUGCGUGACCUUCUGAACUACCUCGAGGAUGCCGGUGUUCCAGCGUACGAAUCGCUGAAUGUUGUUGCCGAAUUCCUCGGACUGACUCCGUUGAAGCCUGGUGUGAAAAGAUUGCGAACUGGAGGAUUGAAUGGACUGCUUGAUGAAGCCCUUGCACUGCUGCCACACGAGGAACUAGAGGCCUUGUUCGAAGAGAAGAUGCAGACCAGCCCAGAGUUCAAGGCUCUUUUUGAGAAACUUCAGAGCUUUGAAUACAAGCAACUGGUCGACUUAUUUGAGAACUCUGUAGAGGUUCAAGCAUUGGUGCAGAAGCUUCGAGACCAUGGCAUCGAUGUGGAUCGCAUCGUAGAGUUGGUCAAGGCCUUUUUUGGAUGGAAAUGA
Messenger RNA from Anopheles coustani, 615 nucleotides. Its product is annotated as protein G12-like. Lineage: Eukaryota; Metazoa; Arthropoda; Insecta; Diptera; Culicidae. Bases 1 to 615 code for a protein of 204 amino acids. The transcript is spliced from 3 exons. The record is from RefSeq and is a predicted model, not a curated record.